GCAAUUCCUCUUCUGGUGGCCAGCAACAAAAUUUUGUCCGCAACACUACAAAAUAUUGGGUCCAUCCGGAUAAUAUUACUGAACUUAAACUUCUCAUAUUGAAGCAUCUUCCGGUCCUAGUUUUCAAUCCUCAAAAACAAUUUGAUCAAUCGGAUUCUGCAAUCUCUUCUAUAUACUACGAUAAUAAUGAUUUUGAGCUUUAUCUUGGUCGAUUGGAAAAGACUGAAGGUGCCGAGGCCAUUCGAUUACGAUGGUACGGUGGAAUGGAUGUAAGUGAAAUCUUUGUCGAACGUAAAACUCAUCGUGAAGAUUGGACCGGUGAAAAAUCUGUCAAAGAACGUUUUCAAAUAAAAGAGAAAAAUGUCAACAAGUAUCUUUGUGGUAAAUAUAUCAUGACUGACGAUUUUAAAAAGUUGCGAGAUAAAGGAAAAAGUGAGAAAGAAAUUGAAGAUUUGGAACGAUUGGCUAGUGAAAUACAAUACCGUGUUAUUUCCAAAAGGUUAAAACCAGUGUUACGUACCUUUUAUAAUAGAACUGCAUUUCAAUUACCUGGGGAUGCUCGAGUUCGUAUAUCUCUUGACACUGAACUAUCAAUGAUUCGCGAAGAUAACUAUGAAAAUAUCACCCGCUGUGGUGAAAAUUGGCGAAGAAUGGAUAUUGGAAUAGAUUAUCCGUUUUCUCAACUACCAGAUAAAGAUAUUGAGAGAUUUCCUUAUGCAGUUUUGGAAGUCAAAUUACAAACUCAGUUUGGACAAGAACCGCCAGAAUGGGUACAAGAAUUAGUACACAGUCAUCUGGUUGAAGCCGUUCCUAAAUUUUCAAAGUUCAUUCAUGGUGUUUCGACUCUUAUGGAAGAUCAUCGGAUUCAUCUUUUACCAUAUUGGUUUCCACAAAUGAAUGUAGACAUUCAUAAACCACCGCAAGGUAACUACGGUCUUCAACGACCCCUAGGUAGUCUUGAUACACCGUCUAAUGAAAAUAACGACCCAAUGAGUUCCGGGAGUUCUGGACAAGAUGAAAGUAUCACUGUUCAAAUUGAUGAAAGGAAUUUGGAUUAUGAUGACGAUGAAAUUAAUGAGGAAACUCGUUUGAUUCAAGAAAAUCAAGAAAAUAGCAAGUGGUUAUUUACAACACCGCCUACAAAUGUAUUAGAAGAUGAGUCUAUUUUUGAAUCUACUUCUGCGGGAGCUAUUCAACGUUAUUAUAACGGAAGACGUGUCGCUGUACCCGUGCGAGUUGAGCCCAAAGUAUGUUUUGCUAACGAGAGGACUUUCCUAUCGUGGUUACAUUUCACUAUUAUUGUAAAUGGAUUUGCCAUUGGAUUAUUAAACUUUGGCAACGAUGACGCAUCAAACAUUGUGGCUGGAACAUUUCUGUUCAUUGCAACAAUGGUUAUGAUGUAUGCACUUAUAAAUUAUCUUUGGCGAGUCUACAUGAUUCGGAAACGAUCAUCUGGACCAUAUGAAGACCGAUUUGGACCUCCAUUCAUUUGUGGAUUAUUAUUAAUUGGG
This is a messenger RNA of Scutellospora calospora, 1511 nucleotides long. Lineage: Eukaryota; Fungi; Glomeromycota; Glomeromycetes; Diversisporales; Gigasporaceae. The record is from the annotation of a GenBank genome assembly.